Molecule: messenger RNA, 451 nt
Organism: Onychomys torridus (southern grasshopper mouse)
Lineage: Eukaryota; Metazoa; Chordata; Mammalia; Rodentia; Cricetidae
Product: interferon alpha-inducible protein 27-like protein 2A
Exons: 4
Coding region: 46-321 (91 amino acids)
Biological process (GO): apoptotic signaling pathway
Cellular component (GO): membrane; mitochondrion
Source: RefSeq, a predicted model, not a curated record
AUUUAAGUCACUUCCUAAGCUUACCAGCUACCAACACAUCUCACCAUGUGGGGAACAGUGAUCGGUGCUGCCAUAGGAGGAGUUGUGGCUGUGGCAGCUACACCCAUAGUACUGGGUGCCAUUGGCUUCACUGGGACUGGAAUAGCUGCCUCAUCCAUAGCAGCCAACAUGAUGUCAUCAGCAGCAAUCGCCAAUGGGGGUGGAGUUGCAGCAGGAAGCCUGGUAGCCACACUACAGUCAGUGGGGGUUGCUGGACUCUCUGCAUCAACCAACAUCAUCCUGGGCACAGUUGGGGCAGCUGUUGGUGGAUCCUUGCUUUGAACGUAGGAGAGAACACCUCUACCAGCUGGACCGAAAGCCUUUAAGGAAUGUCCAGGAGACAGUGUACCCCAAGAUGAGCCUCCAAAUCUCCCAUUGAAGUCACAGAAAAAUGAAAAAUAAAGGUUCUAUC